CAGCCCUCAUCCCUCUAGGUUUGGACAGGAACAGGCCACGGUCAACCACAGCUCCCCGGUGGACUUCUUCCUUCUGGGCUUCUCUGAACACCCAGGGCUUGAAAGAAACCUCUUCGUGGUUGUCUCGAUCUCUUACCUCCUGACUCUGGUGGGCAACACACUCAUCAUCCUGCUGUCGGUGCUGGACCCCAGGCUCCACUCCCCGAUGUACUUCUUCCUCUCCAACCUCUCCUUCCUGGACCUCUGCUUCACCACAAGCUGUGUCCCGCAGAUGCUGGUCCACCUCUGGGGCCCAGGGAAGACCAUCAGCUUCCUUGGCUGCUCUGUCCAGCUCUUCAUCUUCCUGUUCCUGGGGACCACGGAGUGUGUCCUCCUGACCGUGAUGGCCCUUGACCGCUACCUGUCUGUCUGCCAGCCCCUCCACUAUGCCACCAUCAUCCACCCCCGCCUGUGCCGGCAGCUGGCAGCCAUGUCCUGGAUCGUUGGGCUGGUGGAGUCAGUGGUCCAGACACCACCGACCCUCCGUCUGCCUUUCUGCCGCCACCGGCGAGUGGAUGAUUUUGUGUGUGAGGUCCCAGCUCUAAUUCGCCUCUCCUAUGGAGACACCACCUACAAUGAGAUCCAGAUGGCUGCUGCCAGUGUCUUCAUCUUGGUUGUGCCUCUCAGCCUCAUCCUGGUUUCUUACGGUGCCAUUGCCCGGGCAGUGCUGAGGAUUAACUCCGCCGUAGCAUGGAGGAAGGCUCUGGGGACUUGCUCCUCCCAUCUCAUUGUGGUCACCCUCUUCUACAGCUCGGUCAUUGCUGACUACUUCCAGUCCAAAAAUCCCUAUGCCCAGAAGAGGAGCAAGUUCUUUGGUCUCUUCUAUGCAGUGGGCACCCCUUUACUUAAUCCCCUCAUAUACACCCUGAGGAACAAGGAGGUAAAGAGGACGCUCAGGAGGUUAUUGGGAAAGCAUGUGGACUCCAGGGACAGCCAAGGGAGAGCAGCCUGAUGUGCUGGAAAAGCAAGAACAGCUUCUCAGUGGUUUUCCCAGGAAGU
This is a messenger RNA of Capra hircus (goat), 1038 nucleotides long. Its product is annotated as olfactory receptor 2H1-like. The coding region runs from base 206 to 991 and encodes 261 amino acids. The record is from RefSeq and is a predicted model, not a curated record. Gene Ontology annotation, biological process: G protein-coupled receptor signaling pathway. Gene Ontology annotation, molecular function: G protein-coupled receptor activity; olfactory receptor activity. Gene Ontology annotation, cellular component: membrane. The transcript has a single exon. NCBI's taxonomy places the organism in Eukaryota, Metazoa, Chordata, Mammalia, Artiodactyla, Bovidae.